Mastomys coucha (southern multimammate mouse) is the source of this 822-nucleotide messenger RNA. It is a transcript of the gene Rpl21, whose product is annotated as ribosomal protein L21. Gene Ontology annotation, biological process: translation. The record is from RefSeq and is a predicted model, not a curated record. NCBI's taxonomy places the organism in Eukaryota, Metazoa, Chordata, Mammalia, Rodentia, Muridae. Gene Ontology annotation, molecular function: structural constituent of ribosome. Bases 289 to 771 code for a protein of 160 amino acids. The transcript has 6 exons. Gene Ontology annotation, cellular component: ribosome; cytosolic large ribosomal subunit.
ACGCGACGGAAGUCGCGUCUGACUCUACGCCCGCGAGGGCCCCACUCUGGGCUGUCUAACAGGAUGCCUGUGUGAGUUUCUGUUGGCCUGCUGCCUUUAAUAUGAGCAAAGGAGCGCGUCCUCACGUCGUCUCCAGGUUAUCGGGGCGAUGAGGUCCUCUUGAAGAGCCUUGGAGGGCGGGCGUUUCUCUUCAGGCGGCUCCGCGGGCAGCCCUCGGGCCUUGUAAGAACGCGCAGCCCCGCCCUCCUCCUUUCGGCCGAAGCAGCCAUCUUGCAGUAACUCGCCAAAAUGACGAACACAAAGGGAAAGAGGAGAGGCACCCGGUAUAUGUUCUCUAGGCCUUUUAGGAAACAUGGAGUUGUUCCUUUGGCCACAUACAUGCGGAUCUACAAAAAGGGUGAUAUUGUAGACAUCAAGGGAAUGGGCACUGUUCAAAAAGGAAUGCCCCAUAAGUGUUACCAUGGCAAAACUGGAAGAGUCUACAAUGUCACCCAGCAUGCUGUGGGCAUCAUUGUAAACAAGCAAGUUAAGGGCAAGAUUCUGGCCAAGAGGAUCAAUGUGCGGAUUGAGCACAUCAAGCACUCAAAGAGCAGAGACAGCUUCCUGAAGCGGGUGAAGGAGAAUGAUCAGAAGAAAAAGGAAGCCAAAGAGAAGGGCACCUGGGUUCAGCUGAAGCGCCAGCCUGCACCACCCAGAGAAGCGCACUUUGUGAGGACCAACGGAAAAGAGCCUGAGCUGUUGGAGCCCAUUCCAUAUGAAUUUAUGGCCUAAUAUACAAAAAAGAAAUAAAGGACCCAGACUGCUAAGUGUUUUCCUUGGGUA